UCAGCUCAUGCUGUAAACUAAGAACACAGAGAAGAAGAGAAAAUGCAGAUGCAACAAAUUCAUGCAUCAAAUUCAAGCCCAAGCUAUCUCAUCCCUCACACGCCAAGCGUCCGUGGGAUACCUCAUCCUUCUUUUCAGCUAUGGUCAAGGCCAUCAUCGUUCCCAACCCAAUGGAAGCUAAAAAGGGUCAGCCAUGGUUGCAGAAAUGAUGUCACCAAAAUCAAAGCUGUGGCUGUCAACAAAACUGAAAAGGCUGUCAAAGUUAAAGCCAUCGUAAGUGUUCAGCCAACCAUUGGUGGGAUUUUCUCAUCAUUGGCCAUAGACGCCGAUGAUCUAACGGAUUUGCUCGGAAAAACACUUCUCGUGGAACUUGUUAGCGCUGAGCUUGAUCCCAAGACGAAAUUAGAGAAGAAAACCAUCAAAGAUUUUGCCCACAGGACGUAUCGAUCAACGAAAGAAGUUAGGUAUUUGGCUGAGUUUGAAGUGCCAGCAGACUUUGGAGAGGUUGGGGCUAUUUUGGUGGAGAACGAACAUCGCAGGGAAAUGUUCGUGAAAGAAAUCGUCCUCGAUGGCUUCGAAUUGGGUCCCGUUAGAUUUACCUGCGAGUCAUGGCUUCAUCCCAAGAAUGAAAACCCUGUCAAAAGAGUUUUUUUCCCCGACAAGUCAUAUUUGCCAUCAGAAACUCCAGAAGGAGUGAAGAGAUUAAGAGAAGAAGAACUACAACAUUUACGAGGAAAUGGACAAGGUGAACGCAAGAAGUUUGACAGAAUAUACGAUUACGAUGUUUACAACGACCUCGGAGAUGGAGAUCGUGACCCUGAUCUCGCCAGACCGGUUCUUGGUGGCCCAGAACAUCCAUAUCCAAGGCGUUGCAGAACAGGAAGGCCUCGCUCCUUAAAAGAUCCGUUGUCGGAGGAAAGAAGUAGUACCGUGUACGUGCCCAGAGACGAAAACUUCUCCGAAGUAAAGCAAUUAACGUUUAGCACAAAGACGCUAGCUUCGGGAUUGCAAGCGUUGGUACCAGCGCUGACGGCACUCAUCGUUGACAAGGAACGACCUUUCGAAGUGUUCUCGGACAUAGAUUCUCUUUUCGACGAAGGAGUUGGCUUGCCUCCUGGAGAAGUCAAAAUCAGCACUCUCUUGCCCAGAAUCGUCAGUUUUAUUAAGGAAAAAGGAGAGGACAUUCUCCGUUUCGAUCCUCCUGCAACAAUGGACAAGGAUAGAUUCUUUUGGUUGAGGGACGAAGAAUUUGGAAGACAGACUCUAGCGGGUCUUAACCCUUGUUGCAUCAAGUUGGUCACGGAAUGGCCAUUGAAAAGCAAACUUGACCCUGAAAUUUAUGGCCCUGCGGAAUCAGCCAUCACAACUGAACUAGUUGACAAGGAAAUAAAAGGAUAUUUUCCAGUCGAAGAGGCCAUAAAACAGAAGAAACUGUUCAUCCUGGACUACCACGACUUGCUAUUGCCAUUAGUUGAGCAAGUGAGAAAAAUAGAAGGCACGACGCUGUACGGAUCAAGGGCAUUGUUCUUCCUGACAGGCAGCGGCACUUUGAGACCACUGGCCAUUGAGCUAACUCGCCCACCAAUGGAUGGAAAACCUCAGUGGAAGAAAGUCUUCACACCCACCUGGCACUCAACCGGUGUCUGGCUUUGGAGGCUCGCCAAAGUCCAUGUCCUAGCUCACGACACUGGUUACCACCAACUCAUCAGUCACUGGCUAAGAACUCAUUGUGCAACAGAGCCAUACAUUAUAGCAGCAAACAGGCAACUGAGUGCAAUGCAUCCGAUCUACAGAUUACUGCAUCCGCAUUUCCGUUACACGAUGGAGAUCAACGCGCUUGCUCGAGGGUCUUUGAUAAACGCCGGCGGAAUAAUAGAGAGCUGUUUUACUCCGAUGAAACACUCCAUUCUGCUAAGCUCAAUCGUCUAUGACCAAGAGUGGCGAUUUGAUCUCCAGUCCCUCCCCAAGGACCUCAUUCACAGGGGCUUGGCCGUCGAGGACCCCACCGCCCCUCACGGCCUUAAACUCACCAUCGAAGACUACCCUUACGCCAACGACGGCCUCGACCUCUGGGCAGCCUUCAAAACCUGGUUCACCGAAUACAUCGACCACUACUACGCCGACUCCAACGCUAUUCAAUCAGACACGGAACUCCAAGCCUGGUGGGAAGAGGUCAGAACCGUUGGACACGCCGACAAAAAGGAUGAACCGUGGUGGCCGGUGCUGAAAACCAAAGAGGACCUCGUUGAGAUUGUGACGACCAUUGCGUGGACAGCUUCGGGUCACCAUGCUGCUGUGAACUUCGGACAAUUCUCCUUCGCCGGCUAUUUCCCCAACAGGCCAACCAUUGCGCGUACCAACAUGCCCAACGAGGACCCUUCAGAUCCGGAGUGGGAGCUGUUCUUGAAGAAACCAGAGGUGACUAUGUUGAGGUGUUUUCCGUCGCAGUAUCAGGCCACCACGGUGGUGACGGUGUUGGACAUUCUGUCGAAUCACUCGCCGGACGAGGAGUAUAUCGGGGACGUAACGGAACCGGCGUGGGAGCAGGAGCCACGUGUGAAGGCGGCGUUUGAGAAGUUCAGAGGGAAAUUGUUGGAGAUUGAAGGGUUGAUUGAUAGCAGGAAUGCUGAUGAGACGAAGAGGAACCGGAACGGCGCCGGGGUUGUGCCCUACGAACUUCUGAAGCCGACGUCGGAGGCCGGAGUUACCGGAAAGGGUGUUCCUUACAGCAUCUCCAUUUGAUGUUGAUCCUCUCAGUAAUUUAGUUAUGUGACUUUAAUAUCAAUAAAUGAGAUUGCGUAUACUUUUAUAACCCAA
Molecule: messenger RNA, 2817 nt
Organism: Vigna radiata var. radiata (mung bean)
Lineage: Eukaryota; Viridiplantae; Streptophyta; Magnoliopsida; Fabales; Fabaceae
Product: linoleate 13S-lipoxygenase 2-1, chloroplastic
Exons: 8
Coding region: 43-2742 (899 amino acids)
Biological process (GO): lipid oxidation
Molecular function (GO): protein binding; oxidoreductase activity, acting on single donors with incorporation of molecular oxygen, incorporation of two atoms of oxygen; metal ion binding
Source: RefSeq, a predicted model, not a curated record